Pogona vitticeps (central bearded dragon) is the source of this 2502-nucleotide messenger RNA. NCBI's taxonomy places the organism in Eukaryota, Metazoa, Chordata, Lepidosauria, Squamata, Agamidae. The record is from RefSeq and is a predicted model, not a curated record.
UUUAAAGCCGCCACAUGCAGCCCAGCGGCGGCCACAAUCACAGCUCCCGGCAGAGGAGGAGCCAGGUCCGGGCUUGCCCGGGCAAUCAGUGCUGACUGCGCUCGCCUUUCUCUCUCCCCCCCCCCUUCCCAUCUCUUGGAGCUUCAACUUUUAUAGCCGCCGUGGCCGUAGCUAAAGCACCGGGGGAAUCGCUGCAAACAUGGCUGGGGCAAUUAUCGAGAACAUGAGCACCAGAAAGCUCUGCAUUGUCGGCGCGAUCUUGCUGGUCUUCCAAGUCGUCGCCUUUUUGGUGGGAGGGCUGACCGCUCCAAGUCCUACCACAGCUGUGCCCUAUGUGGCAAUCAAGUGCAUAGACAUGCGGAAAAACCACCACAAGACCAAAUGGUUUAUGCCCUGGGGACCUAACCAAUGUGAAAAAAUCAGAGACCUGGAUGAAGCUAUGAGCAGGCAAAUUGAAGCCAAUGACAUUGUAUUUUCGGUCCAUAUGCCUCUCCCCAACAAGGAGAUGAGCCCUUGGUUCCAGUUUAUGCUCUACAUGUUACAGAUGGACAUUGCCUUCAAGACAGACAAUCAGAUUAAAGAAAAUGCAGAGGUUACACUUGAUGUGUCUUUGGCAUACCGUGAUGAUAUGACCAGUCCAUGGGAAGAAAUGGCACAGGCAGUGGAGACAAGGAAGCUCAAAUGUACUUUUGGAGCUCUAAAAAUUCCAGAGCAUGAAGGCAGGUUCUAUGAUUGUGAUGUACUUCCAUUCAUGGAGAUUGGAACCGUUGCUCACAAAUUCUACCUUGUCAACAUUCGUCUCCCUGUGAACGAAAAGAAAGGCAUCAACGUGGGAAUUGGCGAAAUAAAAGAUCUCCGUCUUGUGGGUAUCCAUCAAAAUGGAGGCUUUACAAAGGUGUGGUUUGCAAUGAAAACCUUCCUUACACCCAGUAUUUUCAUUAUAAUGAUUUGGUACUGGAGACGGAUCACAAUGAUGUCACGGCCACCGGUUCUCCUGGAAAAAGUUAUCUUUGCUCUUGGGAUCUCCAUGACCUUCAUAAACAUCCCAGUAGAAUGGUUUUCAAUUGGAUUUGAUUGGACGUGGAUGCUGCUUUUUGGAGACAUUCGUCAAGGCAUCUUCUAUGCGAUGCUUCUGUCCUUUUGGAUCAUCUUCUGUGGAGAGCAUAUGAUGGAUCAAAACGAACGAAAUCGCUUCUCGGCAUACUGGAAACAAGUAGGACCAAUUGCAGUGGGCUCUUUCUGCCUCUUUGUCUUUGACAUGUGUGAGAGAGGAAUACAAUUAAAAAAUCCGUUCUACAGUAUCUGGACUACAGAUGUUGGCACAGAGCUGGCUAUGGCAUUUAUUAUUGUUGCUGGAAUCUGCCUCUGUCUCUACUUCUUGUUCCUGUGUUUUAUGGUGUUUCAAGUAUUCAGAAACAUCAGUGGCAAACAAUCCAGCCUCCCAGCAAUGAGCAAAGCUCGUAGGCUUCAUUAUGAGGGAUUGAUUUUUAGAUUCAAGUUUUUGAUGUUGAUCACAUUGGCGUGUGCUGGUAUGACAGUCGUAUUUUUCAUUGUCAGUCAGGUGACAGAAGGACAUUGGAAAUGGGGCGAAUUCACCGUUCAAGUGAACAGUGCCUUUUUCACAGGAAUUUAUGGGAUGUGGAAUCUUUAUGUCUUUGCUCUGAUGUUCCUGUAUGCGCCUUCACACAAAAACUAUGGUGAAGAUCAAUCAAAUGGUGAUUUGGGAGUAAACAGCGGUGAAGAACUUCAGCUCACUACCACAAUCACCCAUGUGGAUGGUCCAACAGAAGUUUACAAACUGGCUCGCAAGGAAGCCCAGGAGUAACUGCUAAAGCACUACAGACUCAAACUGUGGAUAGGAGUUGUGAAUGAUGAUGGUCCUUUCUUGCAAGGAUAGGUCUGUUGUCAUCCCCAGAAUAUCCAGCACUGACUGUGCAUUUUCACAGAAAGAGAGCAGUCUAGAAAAAACAGAUGGAAAUGCUCAUUGCUAAUGGUGUAUCUUUCUUUGGGGAGGGGCUUGCAUAAGAUCUGAACUCAUUUCAUGACACUCCUGGUUUUGCCUCACUUAUUAACUCCAGAAGAGAGAGAGGGAGAGAGAAUUAGAGAAAGGAUAGGUACCCAUUUCCAUGUAUGACCUCUGGGUCAGUCUCUCAUUUUUAGCACAUUUGCUGCUCCUGCUGCUAUGGAUAUUCUUGAGAAACAAGUCUAAAUACUUCACAUGCUUCCUAAGUCAAGGUUUUAUUCCAUAGUCCUAAUGUCUACAUUUAGAACAUUUUUUUUUGUUUUUUACGUGGCAAGUAGCCAGUUCAAUUAAUAUUUACAUAGUUAAGUAAACAUAAUGAUUACUUCUUUUCUAGUCUAGUGUAACACUGCUUUUUGUAAACUUUUGGUACAAAAAGGGCAUUUCAGCUUUAAAGUUGAACUGUAUGUAUGUAUGUGUGUGAGUGUGUGUCCUGAACACUAACAAGUCUUUCUGAUAUUAAAUAUCUUUUUAUAUACUCU